This is a messenger RNA of Aspergillus niger, 1164 nucleotides long. RefSeq lists its product as uncharacterized. The transcript has 4 exons. Gene Ontology annotation, biological process: iron ion transmembrane transport. Gene Ontology annotation, molecular function: ferrous iron transmembrane transporter activity. The record is from RefSeq and is a predicted model, not a curated record. NCBI's taxonomy places the organism in Eukaryota, Fungi, Ascomycota, Eurotiomycetes, Eurotiales, Aspergillaceae. Gene Ontology annotation, cellular component: plasma membrane; high-affinity iron permease complex. Bases 1 to 1164 code for a protein of 387 amino acids.
AUGGGCAAUAACCCGGUCUUUGCUGUCACUGUGUUCUUCAUCUGCUUUCGAGAAUGCCUGGAAACAAGCGUGGUUGUGUCUGUGCUGCUGGCUUUCUUGAAGCAGACACUUGGGAAUGAAGGGGGUGACACGUAUAAACGACUCGUGAAGCAAGUCUGGCUAGGAUGCGCACUCGGACUAUUCAUAUGCCUCUGCGUCGGCGCCGGCAUGAUUGGCGCCUUUUACGGCCUUGGCACGGACACGUUCUCCAGCACCGAAGAUAUCUGGGAAGGAGUCCUAGGAAUAUUAGCAUCCCUUAUCAUUGCGGUCAUGGGAGCGGCCCUGUUGCGCGUGUCAAAGCUGCAGGAGAAAUGGCGGGUCAAACUCACCAAGGCUCUUCAGCACCACCGUAACACCAAUAGCUCGCGCAGGGGCCGAGUGAAGAUGUGGCUCGAGAAAUACGUCAUGUUCAUCUUGCCCUUUAUCACAGUUCUUCGUGAGGGUCUGGAGGCAGUGGUCUAUGUCGGUGGUGUUGGGUUGGGGUUGCCGGCUACCUCCUUUCCUUUGGCGGUAGUGUGCGGUCUCAUUGCAGGAUGCUUGGUGGGAUAUUUGAUUUAUCGAGGAGGCAGCGAAACAACCAUGCAAUUUUUCUUAAUUGUCUCGACCUGCUUCCUCUACCUGGUAGCCGGAGGCUUGUUCUCUCGUGGCAUAUGGUACUUCCAAAACAACGCAUGGAACAACAUCAUUGGUGGGGAUGCUUCCGAAACGGGGUCAGGCCCUGGGUCUUAUGAUAUCCGACAGAGCAUCUGGCACGUCAACUGCUGCAACCCCGAGUUGGGAGGUGGCGGUGGAUGGGGCAUUUUCAACGCCUUGCUGGGAUGGACAAACUCGGCCACAUACGGAUCUGUGAUCGGCUAUAAUCUAUUCUGGAUCUGCGUGAUACUCGCCUAUGCUGCGAUGAUGUAUCGGGAGCGGCGUGGUGCAAUCCCCGUUAUUGACCCGAUGAUUGCGCGCUACCAGGCGUUCAAGGCCCGGGUGAUAGCGGCCAUUCUUCGUCGGCCAGUGGAAGAAGAGGACGUUGAGCCGGUGGAGCAGUCGGGGAUUUUUGCAGAGAGUGGCAAGGCGAAAGAAACUGGUGUCGGAGGGCCCAUGUCUGUGAAGGAAGCGGAGGUUAGGGCUGUGUAG